Molecule: messenger RNA, 1382 nt
Organism: Phoenix dactylifera (date palm)
Lineage: Eukaryota; Viridiplantae; Streptophyta; Magnoliopsida; Arecales; Arecaceae
Product: 2-aminoethanethiol dioxygenase, putative (DUF1637)
Molecular function (GO): oxidoreductase activity, acting on single donors with incorporation of molecular oxygen, incorporation of two atoms of oxygen
Source: RefSeq, a predicted model, not a curated record
AUGACAGCUGCCCGCGCGGCUGCGGGACCCGCGUGUACGUGCGGCGCGGGGGCACGGGCCAUGAAACCCAUCUCCGAACCACUCUUUUACAAGAAAGAAGGAAAACGGCCGGAGGUCCGAGACUCCGAGUGGUGCUCGGUUUAGUAACCAAGAAGCCAAGCAAGAAGAAGAAGAAGAAGAAGAAUGGCGAAGGGCUCUUCGGUGCAGGUCCUCUACGAGCUCUGCAAGAAAACCUUCUCGCCUUCAUCAGGCGCUUCUCCUUCCCCGCAGGCCAUUCGGAAGCUCUCCGCUCUUCUCGAUACUAUUAGUCCGGCAGAAGUUGGUCUUAAAGAUGAUAACCUGGAGGAUGAUAGGGGACAUGGUUUUUUUGGGUUAAAUUCGUUCAAGAAUUCAGCCAGGACUGCUCAAUGGGCUCAACCGAUAACAUACUUGCAUAUAUAUGAAUGUGAUAGUUUUUCGAUUGGCAUAUUUUGCUUGCCUACUUCAUCUGUUAUUCCACUACAUGACCACCCUGGGAUGACCGUUUUGAGUAAGAUGCUUUAUGGCUCUAUGCAUGUGAAAGCAUAUGACUGGAUAGAACCUGCCUGUAUGAUGAGAAGUCAAGAGCCUGACUCCUUUCCUGUGAGAUUAGCAAAGUUACACAAGGACACUGUCCUGACAGCACCAUGUCCAACCACUGUUUUGUACCCAAAAAGUGGAGGCAACUUGCACUGUUUCACUGCUGUUACUUCUUGUGCUGUGCUUGAUGUCCUUGCUCCACCAUACUCUGAAGAAGCUGGCAGGCUUUGCACCUAUUAUCAUGACUACCCGUACUCCAGUUUCACAACUGAAAACAAACUGGGUGUGAAUGAGAGUAAUGAGGAUUAUGCAUGGCUUGAGGCUAUAGAUGCCCCUGAUGAUCUCUACAUGCGCUCAGGUCAAUAUGCUGGUCCAGCUGUGCAGGAAGAGUUCUGCUUUCCAGGAUCAUGUAAUGUAGUCUAGCAAAGUGCCUUCUGUAUGUACAUCAAGAUAUUUGGGAAGUGACUCGUCUUGACUGGGGCUAAAUCUGGCUGAAUCCGUUCGUCACCGAUCCAUCAAAAGCCCUAAUAGGGAAGACAAUAUUCAAAUACAAUCGAUAGGAUUGCACCUAUCAAACAUAUAUUUUAUCUUUGAGGGCCUUGCACUGAACUGGGGUUUCUAUGCAUAUGGGACAUGGGACCCUAAUUGUUUUUCCUUGCUGCACUUCAAACAUGAAGUUGUUUCGCAAAUUGGACUGGUGAAUUAGAUUACUAGUGCUGAUACUGUAGUUGAGUGCUGCGGUAUAUUUUCUUUAAGAAAACUAGUACUGUGGUUUUAUUGUUAAAACAUGUUCAGAAAUUUCAGUGACCGCUUUUGAGUUCCCA